AUUGAUUACCAAACAGCAAGUCGUUGAUUCUGGGGCUUAGACUUGGAUAAGGCUUUUUCAGCGAACGCGAAUUGUUGCGGAAGAACAAGCAUGGCUUCAAUUACAGCCACGAUGAAAACUGUUCCCUCGGAACUUCAACUGCAACUCCGAACUUCCAGACAAUUUCCUGUGACAAGCUGCCGCAGUUAUAUUCUCACAGGUCGAAACUCCCCAUCCAUCAAUUUCUGUAAUGUACAAAAAUAUCUGUGCAGGAGGUUAUUAAUUCAUCGUAGUCCCCAUAGGAGAGGUCCAACACAUUUGCCCAGACAGAUAUCUGCAUCUAGUUCAGGGUUGGAGGCAUCUAUUACAGAUCAGAAGGACAAUGCAAUAACAUUGAAAAAUGCUGAGAUGGUUAUUGAAUCUCAGGAUGAAAAUAAGAUACAACUAAGAGUGAAGUUGCCAGGGGAUGAGACACAAAAAGUAUUUGAUCAAGUUUUGGCAAAUUUAGCUCGCACAGCACCACCAGUUCCUGGAUUUCGCAGGCAAAAAGGAGGAAAAACAUCACAGGUCCCGAAGAGCUUCCUCUUACAGAUAAUUGGUGAGGAGCGGGUCACCAAGUUUGUCAUUCAAGAGAUAGUUAAUUCAACCCUGGCUGAUUAUGUAAAGAAGGAAAAUCUCAAGGUAAAGGAUGACAAAAUUAACACGACCCAGACGGCAGCAGAACUGAAGUCACUGUUUACUCCUGGGAAGGAAUUUGGAUUUAAUGCUAUAGUUGAACUUGAAAAUUCAGAAACCGAGACAUAGAGAUGAUUCUACUAGAUGUAAAUUGGUGAUUUUGGAGAAACAUUCAAUUCUUUCUUCAUUCUCCCCUACUCUUUCGAGGUUUUCUGCAUCCUUCAAUUAUUGGUAGCGACCUUGAAGAACUCUUGCUAGUUGUCCAUUGUUAUCCCAGAUGGGCUCUACCCGUUGAUAAUGGAAUCUUCAUUUCUAUAUUAACAUUUGAGGGUUUGAUGUUAGGGCUGAAGCCGAACAUGUUAAGGAAUAAAUAAAAAUCCAAGAAGAUACAAAACUCUAGUUUUCUUGAGUGCAAA
Molecule: messenger RNA, 1070 nt
Organism: Carya illinoinensis
Lineage: Eukaryota; Viridiplantae; Streptophyta; Magnoliopsida; Fagales; Juglandaceae
Exons: 8
Coding region: 91-783 (230 amino acids)
Biological process (GO): protein transport; protein unfolding; 'de novo' cotranslational protein folding
Molecular function (GO): peptidyl-prolyl cis-trans isomerase activity; ribosome binding; protein folding chaperone
Source: RefSeq, a predicted model, not a curated record